AUGGCCGAAUACGAUCUGCUCCCCAAGCUGGUGGCUCACCUCGACCGCCACCUCAUCUUUCCCCUUUUGGAGUUCGCCAACAACCAGGUCGCCGAGGACGAUGACGCCAAGGCUCUCGAGUUCACCAAGGCCAAGUAUGAGCUGCUCAAGACGACCAACAUGACCGACUUCAUCGGUAGCCUGAAGGCUGAGCUGGACGGUCUGGACGAGGUGCCCGCAGAGUUCAACGACAAGCGCCAAAAGGUUCUGUCGCGCCUGGAGCAGUUCGAGGACGAGACGAGCAAGAUUACAGAUCUGUUGGGCAACGAGGAGGUCGUCAACAACCUGCGUAGCGACAAGGUUGCCAACUUGGAUUUCUUGAAGAAGGAGCACGGCGUCACGGUGGACAACGUGAACGCUCUCUACGAUUUUGGUAACUUCCAGUACAGCUGCGGCAACUACGCCGCUGCAUCAGAGCUUCUAUACCAGUUCCGUGUGCUCUCCACCGAUAACGACAAGGUGGCUGCCGCGACAUGGGGAAAGCUCGCCUCCGAGAUUCUCACCACCAACUGGAAGGAGGCCGUGGAGGAGCUGCUCAAGGUCAAGGAGACCAUUGACGGCAAGCUGUUCAACAACCCCCUGGCACAGCUCAACAACCGAUCAUGGCUCAUUCACUGGGCUCUGUUCCCCCUCUUCAACGACGACUCGACCCGAGACCAGAUUCUCGACCUUUUCUUUAGCCCGCCUUUUAUCAACAGCAUCCAGACUAGCUGCCCUUGGAUCCUAAGAUACCUGACCGCCACCGUCAUCACCGGCCGCGGCCGCACGAGAAACUCUGGCCAGUACCAGAAGCAGCUCAAGGACAUUAUCCGCAUUGUCAAGCAGGAGGCUUACGAGUACUCGGACCCCAUUACCGACUUUGUCCGCGCCCUCUACAUUGACUUUGACUUUGAGGAGGCUCAACGCCAGCUUUCACUUGCCGAGGAGAUUCUGAAGACCGACUUCUUCCUCAUUUCUACUGCUGACCUUUUUGUUGAUGCUGCCCGUCAUCUUAUCUCUGAGAGCUACUGCAAGAUCCACGCCCGUAUCGACAUUAAGGAUCUGAGCGCGCGUCUAGGUCUUGGCCAGGAUGAGGGAGAGAAGUGGAUUGUCAACCUGAUCCGCGACACCAGAGUGGAUGCCAAGAUUGAUUACAAGGAGGGUACAGUAGUCAUGAACCACCCGCCCAGCAGCGUGUACCAGCAGGUGAUUGAACGGACCAAGGGUGCCUUUUUCAGAACCCAGGUUCUGAGUGCAGCCGUUGCCCGAUAG
Messenger RNA from Pestalotiopsis fici W106-1, 1290 nucleotides. RefSeq names its product Eukaryotic translation initiation factor 3 subunit E. The record is from RefSeq and is a predicted model, not a curated record. Bases 1 to 1290 code for a protein of 429 amino acids. Lineage: Eukaryota; Fungi; Ascomycota; Sordariomycetes; Amphisphaeriales; Sporocadaceae. Gene Ontology annotation, biological process: translational initiation. The transcript is spliced from 2 exons. Gene Ontology annotation, molecular function: translation initiation factor activity. Gene Ontology annotation, cellular component: cytoplasm; eukaryotic translation initiation factor 3 complex; nucleus.